This is a messenger RNA of Endocarpon pusillum Z07020, 759 nucleotides long. RefSeq lists its product as uncharacterized. Gene Ontology annotation, biological process: protein phosphorylation. The transcript has a single exon. Gene Ontology annotation, molecular function: protein kinase activity; ATP binding. Bases 1 to 759 code for a protein of 252 amino acids. NCBI's taxonomy places the organism in Eukaryota, Fungi, Ascomycota, Eurotiomycetes, Verrucariales, Verrucariaceae. The record is from RefSeq and is a predicted model, not a curated record.
AUGCCAAGACAUCCAAAUAUCAUUUGUCCACCAGAAAUACUAGUUGUGACCUCCAAAAUUCAAGAUGGUGGGCAGAUGUUCUUAUGCGGAACUUUGUACCCUUUCAUGAAAAACGACUCGCUAGAUCAAGUAGUGAACAAGUCACCUAUCACGAAGACACGCCUCCCAUUGAAAGACAAAGCUAAGUGGUGUCAUCAGUUGGCUUCAGCUCUUUCUCACACCCACUUCAAGGCGAAUACGUAUCACAUAAAUAUCAAGCUCGGCAACUUCCUUCUGAAUGACGACGAGGACUUGUUUGUGACUGACUGGGAGGAGAGUGAAGCACCCUCUUCAACCCUCGCGCCCGAGGCCAACGGGUGCUGGGAUGUUGAAAGCAUCAGAAAGCCACGUAGAACGGCCGGAGACUCUAGCACUUCCACAUCUAUGUUCGUGUACAAAAAGUAUGAAGGCACACCACGACAGCACCUCUGGAGCUGGCCAGAAUGGAACGUCUUUCCAACAUGGAGAGAAGAGUGCCCAGAAGCUUUAGAGAAGGCGGAAGUCUUCAGUUUAGGUCGAACCAUGUGGAUGGUGCUCGGACAAGUGGCAUCAACCUGUGACAUCGAUGUUGACUCCAUGGUUAGCUGGGACGAAAGUGCAUCGGACAUUCCACAACACUGGAAACAUCUUGUUCCACGUUGUGUAGAGGCCGAUCCUAACAAGAGGAUUGGAUUGUCUGAGCUCACAGGCUGCUGCGAGUACUUUAGGCGUGAACACUAG